Cheilinus undulatus (humphead wrasse) is the source of this 2850-nucleotide messenger RNA. RefSeq lists its product as uncharacterized. The coding region runs from base 55 to 2502 and encodes 815 amino acids. The transcript has 4 exons. The record is from RefSeq and is a predicted model, not a curated record. Lineage: Eukaryota; Metazoa; Chordata; Actinopteri; Labriformes; Labridae. Gene Ontology annotation, molecular function: GTP binding.
CAGACACACAGGAGAGAGGACGUUUUCUAAUCUCUCCUGACUUCUGUUUACAACAUGGACGUCAUGAUGCCUACAAGGAUCGUCCUGUUUGGGGAAGCAGGAUCAGGGAAAAGAUGCGUGGCUAACCUUCUAUGUGGAGACUCUGUGUUUGAGAUAAACCAUUCUUCCAAAUCCAUGACAAGUGGAUUUCAAGUUGAGACGAAGUCUGCCAAAGGAAGAAGCAUCACUUUGGUUGACACUCCUGACAUCAUCGACUCAGAAAGGCCUGAGGAGGAGCUGCACCACGAACUAUUGAGAUGUAUCACAGAGAGCGUUCCUGAGCCUCAUGCUUUUGUCAUUGUACUCAAAGUGGAGAAAAUCACAAACACUGAGGCAGACGUCAAAAAGAAAAUGUUCCAGUUCUUGUCUACCUUUAGUUAUGAUGCAGUUGUGUUUACUCGUGAUGACCAGCUUCUUGAAGAAAUGACGAUUGAGGAGUUUGUCAGUCAGGACAAAAAUUUGAGUGAUUUGGUGAAGAAGUGUGACAGCAUGCAGAUUUAUCAGAUUGUCAAUGAUAAAGAUAUGCUGACCAAAGGGGACAGCCACAGAAGUAACCAGUUCCAGGUGGCACAGCUGCUUAACGCAAUAGACAACAUGAUGCUGAAAAAGAACGCCAACUACACCAAAGAAGACCACACCAAAGAAGACGUGUGUGCUGUUAUAAAAGAAAUUAAGUCAGCAGGAAUAAUGCUGAAGGAAGAGAACAACAUUAAUAAUGCUUGGUUCAAAGUGACUGGCCCCGCAGCCGAACCCUUGUUGAAAGCUUUCUCUGAGCAAGCUUUUGUAGCUUUGCAUGACAAUAAAGAAUCAAGAGGAGAAGUAGAGGACACAGCUGAAGAAGUUGCAGAAAAACUGCCAAAACCAAAAGAAGAGGAAGCUGAUAGAGAUGCUGUGGAAGUACCUGGACAGGAAGAAACAACAUUACCGGGAAAAACACUAACAGUGCCGUCAUCAAGGAUUGUCAUCACAGGACCAGCUGGAGUGGGGAAAAGCAUCAAAGUUCUAAGAACAUACAGGAUUGUCCUGCUGGGGAAAAAGGGAGCUGGGAAAAGCAGCCUUGGAAACACCAUAUUUGAAGAGGAUGUGUUCGAGAUCAAACAUGACCCUACCUCUGGAACAGCAGAAUGCCAAGCAGACUCAAAAUCUGUAGAUGGGAGAAGAAUAACUCUGAUUGACACUCCUGGUUUUCUCAACAUUGACAGAAGUGAGGAGGAACUGAGACAAAUGGAGAGAUGUAUCACAGAAAACACCUCUGGGCCUCACGCAUUUCUCAUCGUGCUCAAAGUGGAGAAAUUCACAAAGCAGGACGAAGAUGUCAUCAAGAGAAUAUCUCAGUAUUUCCCUGGAGUUUUCAAACAUGCUGCAUUUGUCUUCACUCAUGGUGACCAGCUCCCAGAGGGAAUGAAAAUAGAGGAGUUUGUUGAAGAGAAUAAAUGUCUCAGUGAUCUGGUGAAGAAGUGCAGUGGCAGUUGCCAUGUCCUCGAUAACAAAUACUGGAAGACAAACCAACAGGAUGACUACAGGAGCAACAAGUUCCAGGUGGCAGAGCUGUUAAAAACAAUAGACAAGAUACUGAUGGAGAACAAAGGACGUUGUUAUAAGACGCAAAAAGCAGAGAGGGCAGUAGAAGAGGAAGGAGAGCAUGGAAAAGGUGAAGGAUAUACACCGCAAUGGGCCACCAGUAAGAGUGUCCUUCAGAGUGCAUGGAUCAAAUUAACAGGCCCUGCAGCAGGACUAUUAGCAGAAGCAUUCCUGGGGACAGCCAUAGUAGUUCUGCAGAAAGCUGAGGGAAAAGAAGAAGACAAUAAACAAGAAGAAGACGUAGAAGCAGAUGAAGAAGAAAAAGAAGAGGAAAAAGGAGAAGAUGUGGAAGAAAAAGAAAAAACAGAACAAGAUGUGGAAGAAACAGAAACAGAGGAACCUGUAAAAACUGAUGAAACAGAAAAAGAAAAAGUAACAGAAAAAGACAAAAAGGCAGAAGAUGAACAGGUGACAAAAAAUAAAGAAGCGAAAAACGGGACAAAAGCAAGACAGGGAGGAACUGGAGCAGGAGGGAGUGGAUUUUUAACAGCUCUAGGUGGUCUCGGGAUCUUUUUUGGGAUAGGGGCAGCAUUAUUGGGAGGGUUCGGGGCACUAUCUGCAGCAGGUAUAGGUCUUUUUGCGGCAGCAGCAGCAGGAACAGUGGCAGGAAAAAUUGUAGGAUCAAUCAUUGGAUUAAUCAUUGGAUCAAUUGUUGGAUCAAUUGCUGGAUUACUUGGUGCAAUUGGAGUAGCUUUUAUAGCUUUUAUACAGUUCUUAAAGAGUCAACUAAGACGCAUGGGGAUCCUAUUGCUAGUGGUCGUCUUUUACUUAAUGUUGCUCUUAUCAUUUGGUGUCCAAAUCAGAAUUCUUGGAACCCUCCUCCUUAUAUUAGGAGUGGUACUAAUGUUUGCAGUGUUAGUGUUAUUACUAGUGCUAUUAUAGAAGAGCCUCACUCUCAGAUUUACAAGAAUCCAACACCCGUGAGGGGCAAUGUACCAAAAAUCCCUGUGGAAGAAAAAAAAAUCCCCAAAAAGGUACACCAUGAAAUACCACAUUUUUUCCAAAUCUUAAAACUAGGGUUGUCAAAUUACUUUUAAUGCUGCCAAUUUUUUUGUCACACGAUUGACGCAUGCGCGUUCUGUAUGACCCUCAACCCAUCCCGUAGUUUGCCAGACCAGGAAGUGGCGCCGUCGUGAUGCGGUACAUGCGAGCAGAAAUGGAUGUCUGUGCCUUACUGCUGAGCUCUCAGCAGAGACUUGACUUCUUUAUGUCCAUGUGUGGUGAUGAGAU